Molecule: messenger RNA, 1834 nt
Organism: Chondrus crispus (carragheen)
Lineage: Eukaryota; Rhodophyta; Florideophyceae; Gigartinales; Gigartinaceae
Exons: 2
Coding region: 1-1608 (535 amino acids)
Molecular function (GO): protein binding
Source: RefSeq, a predicted model, not a curated record
AUGUUCAAGCUCAAACAAUCUCGCUCCUCAUCCGCCGCAACACCCCCGCCUCAAGCCUCUCAGCAUCCCAUCAUAUCCUCGAGGUUCAAUCCAAUCAUCAACGUCACCGCCGCUCCCCCUGCGCAAUCUUCUAACCCGGAUCUCGCAUCAAGCUUGGCAAGCCUCGAUUCGUUGCCCUUAGCUUCCGCAGAGCAGCCAUCCUCUCCGACAACUCCAUCCUUCGCACAUUCAGCCCCAGUGCAGAUUCCACGUCCCUCCGCUUCCCGCAUCCUUGGAGAUUCUCGUCCCCCCAUCGACCCUUCCUUGGGUGCGUCCACUGCACUUGGUUCCCACAUCAUCUCGUUUUCACCCACUGCAGCCAUCCCCCAGUCCAUGCCGAACCUCACGCCCAGUUUUCCCGCAACCUUGUUUGGAGGCGUUUCGGCCGAGGACGAGCAUGUAACUGUCUGGGAACCCCAGACUGGAAAGACUGUCGCAGGAAACGCUGCUCCCUACAGGCGUAAUCUUGCCACCUGGUUGCAAGGACAUCCCGGUUGGGAGGAAAAAGCCGAUGAGCUCAAGUCAUCGAAGAGGCGCUCAGCAGCACGUAGAUCGAAGAGCGCUGCAGAUUCUUUCGCGGCCCUCUGCUGUUAUCCCGUUGCCAGCUUUCUCGCGAGCGAUGGAGCGAGAUGCUUGGAAGCACUCGGCGAUGAAGAUUUCUGCACCGAGGAGGCCAUGAUGACUUGGACGGCCGACGAUUUUGUUCGACUUCAGGAAGCGCUGUUCCGUCUUGGACAAGAAUGUCAUGCGCAACAGUGCAACCCAGCGGAACUCGAUGACAAUCGCUGGGCCGAUGUGGCUAGCCAGAUAGGGGGUGCAAAGUUGCAGGGCACGAUAGUUUCGUGUGCGCAUCACAUGUUGACGCGUGGAAUCGCGAAGAGUAAGCGGGAACUGGCAGGCAACACAAGCAUGCCAGGCUCAUUUAGUUCCGUUUCGUUUGGCGGCGUGGACUACUCAGGGGUGGAUGCGCCUGCAUCGGUGGGCUCAUAUGAGAAUGACGGGGCCGGGUUUGAGGCCUUUGCUCCCAAUUCUUUGCCUUCUUUCCGUGGGAACUUGGGUGCCUCAUUUCUCGAAAAAUCAUUUCGCGCACCUCGUGAACCUCGUGUGACGGUGUGGAAUCCCAGCAAUGGCCGGACGAUCUCCGGAAAUGCGGCUCCGUAUCGCAGAAAUCUUGAAGCUUGGAUGUGCCAACACCCGGGGUGGUGCCCAAAAGAAGAGGGUCAGUUGAGCUCUUCCCGCAGAAAUCGCAGUCGAAAAGUGCGACCAUCAAGCGUCCCGACUGCUAGUGAAGGGGAAAUGGAGCACGAGGCACUGGAGGGGUUGCUAUUCCUUGCGAGGAGCCCGUCUGCCGAUAUGUCAAGUGGCACGGCAGCAGCCCAGCUUGGAAAGCAAAUGGGAAGGGUCCGAGGGGGAAGGAAUGGGGCUCAGGCGAUAGACGUCAAUUCGGAUAGGAAGAAGCUCGGUAACACGUCAAGCAUAUCGAGUUCCUCGGCCGAGUAUGGCUCUGACAACAUUACCGAUGAGGAGGACGAGGAAGACGCAGAAGAAGAUUGCCGAAUGGAAAUGUAGUUUCGUUUCACAUCGAGACUUUGCAAACACGCUGGAACAGAAUUCCCCACAGGAGGGUAACGGGAAGAGCGGGAAUGCCACUCUGAAGUCCCGUGGAUCAGAGUACGCGACCGCGGUCCGCCCUCGCCUUGUAAAUUAUUCAAAAAAACAAAAAAUAACACUGUGGUGACGUGCUCGCUUUUUCGAUGGCUUAAAACUUAUGUACAAAGACCGUAAAGAUAAUUAA